This is a messenger RNA of Exophiala mesophila, 1171 nucleotides long. RefSeq lists its product as uncharacterized. The coding region runs from base 90 to 863 and encodes 257 amino acids. NCBI's taxonomy places the organism in Eukaryota, Fungi, Ascomycota, Eurotiomycetes, Chaetothyriales, Herpotrichiellaceae. The transcript has a single exon. The record is from RefSeq and is a predicted model, not a curated record.
GCCACGUCAUCAUUUCGCCGAUACUCACCAUCCAACAAUAUAAAGAGGGCCACAGAAUAUUGCUUUAUUUUUGAAGUUCACAUCAUAAAAUGGCGCGAAUCUUCAUCACUGGGUCUUCUGACGGUCUCGGCUCUCUGGCUGCGCGAGCGCUGGUCAAGAGAGGCCACUCAGUCGUUCUGCACGCACGCAACGAGCAACGAGCAGAAGAUGCACGAAAAGCGUGUCCCAACGCCGAAACUGUACUGAUUGCCGAUCUGUCGGAUAUUUCCCAGACCAAGAAGCUCGCCGAGGAUGUAAAUGCGCUGGGUGAAUUCGAUGCCGUCAUCCACAACGCCGGCAUAUACACUGGACCAUAUCGAAAGACAACACAAGGCUGGCCAGCAAUCUUUGCCGUCAACACACUGAGUCCAUAUAUUCUCACCUCGUUGAUCCGUCCCACGCCGAAAAGACUCGUCUUCGUCUCGUCGGGCUUGCACAACGGCGGAGAUCCCUCGUGCGAGGAUAUCACCUGGGCUGAACGAGGAGAGAGAGGGUUCAGCGACCAUCGAGCUUACGCUGAUACUAAACUGCACAAUAUCCUGCUGGCUGCCGCCGUCGCUCAUCGAUGGCCAAAUGUCCAGAGCAAUUCUCUCGAUCCAGGUUGGGUGGCAACAAAAAUGGGAGGUUCUUCAGCUCCAGGAGACAUCGGCGCCGCUGUCGAUACUUAUGUUCAGCUUGCAGAUGGUUCCGUCACUGAGACAGGCAAAUAUUGGUUUCAAUGCAAAGUCCGCUCUCCAAAGAAGGAGGCAGACAGUCCAGACGUUCAGCAGAAAUUGUUGGAUCAAUUGGAGGCAAUAACAGGAUUGAAGUUGCCGAGUGGGUGACUUACUUGAAUGAUAUUUAAGUAUUCCACAUGCCCCCCCUCGUCUACUUGAUCGUGAAAGCCAUGUGGGGCUUGAAGAGGUUACAGGAUGCUGACCUGGAUGUCUAUGUUGGGAGUAAUCGGUCGUGCCUGAUUGGCAAUCCAAGAACUAUUCUAUUCGCCAAGGUACUCAGCCGACUGGGAUACGAAGUGACCUUACUCCCCAUCUACUAUAGAUUACAAUACCAUCUAUACUCAUACAACAAUAGCAGUAGAGUACACCAGCAUCAUUCAUCUCACAUUCUCUCGUCCCCAGAUUCAUCCCCGGCA